AGGACCGGAGCGGAGCGGCGGAGGCCGGGCAGCGCGGGCUCCUCUCUCUGCUGGGCCCCAGCCCCACCCACACCCUGGACAAGACACCCCCGAAACGGAAAACCAGGACUGAGUUUGCCCUAAAAGAAAUCAUGUCCUCAGGAGGAGCCGAGGAUGAUAUCCCUCAGGGAGAGAGAAAAACGGUCACAGAUUUUUGUUACCUUCUGGACAAAUCUAAGCAGCUCUUCAAUGGGUUAAGGGAUUUACCACAGUAUGGACAAAAGCAAUGGCAGUCUUAUUUUGGGCGGACCUUUGAUGUUUACACCAAACUCUGGAAGUUUCAGCAGCAACAUCGUCAAGUUUUGGACAAUCGGUAUGGCUUGAAGCGGUGGCAAAUAGGAGAAAUUGCCUCUAAGAUUGGGCAGCUGUACUACCACUAUUACCUCCGCACAUCUGAAACCAGCUAUCUGAAUGAGGCCUUUUCCUUCUAUUCCGCAAUCAGACAGAGAUCUUAUUACUCUCAAGUCAGUAAAGAAGACAGGCCUGAGCUGGUGGUUAAGAAGUUACGUUACUAUGCAAGGUUUAUAGUGGUUUGUCUUCUUCUCAACAAAAUGGAUGUCGUGAAGGAUCUGGUAAAGGAAUUGUCAGAAGAAAUUGAAGAUUACACCCACCGCUUUAAUACUGAGGAUCAGGUGGAGUGGAACCUGGUGCUUCAAGAAGUGGCUGCUUUUAUUGAGGCAGAUCCUGUCAUGGUUUUAAAUGAUGACAACACUAUUGUUAUCACCUCUAACCGUCUUGCUGAAGCAGGGGCCCCCCUGCUGGAACAAGGGAUGAUUGUGGGACAGUUGACUCUGGCCGAUGCCCUCAUUAUUGGUAACUGCAAUAAUCAGGUGAAAUUCAGCGAACUGACCGUCGAUAUGUUCCGAAUGUUACAAGCCCUGGAAAGGGAACCGAUGAAUUUAGCUUCACAGAUGAACAAGCCGGGAAUGCAGGAAUCAGCUGAUAAACCUGCCCGGCGAGAGAACCCCCACAAAUACCUCCUAUAUAAACCAACUUUCAGCCAACUGUACACGUUCUUAGCAGCAUCUUUUAAGGAGCUGCCAGCCAACAGUGUUCUUCUGAUUUACCUGUCAGCUACUGGUGUAUUUCCAACAGGUCGUUCUGAUAGUGAAGGUCCAUAUGACUUUGGAGGCGUCCUCACCAACAGUAACCGGGAUAUUAUAAAUGGGGAUGCCCUCCACAAAAGGAAUCAGUCCCAUAAGGAGAUGCACUGCCUACAUCCUGGAGAUCUUUAUCCUUUCACAAGAAAGCCCCUAUUUAUCAUUGUGGAUUCAUCAAACAGCAUUGCCUAUAAGAAUUUCACAAACUUAUUUGGUCAACCACUGGUCUGCUUGCUUUCUCCAACAGCAUAUCCAAAAGCAUUACAAGAUCAGUCUCAGCGUGGUAGCCUCUUCACCCUAUUUCUGAACAACCCUCUUAUGGCCUUCCUGUUUGUCUCUGGAUUGUCCAGCAUGCGCAGAGGCUUAUGGGAAAAGUGUCAAGAGUACCUUCGAAAAAUCAACCGGGAUAUUGCCCAGCUGCUGACCCACUCACGCUCUAUAGAUCAGGCAUUUCUCCAGUUUUUUGGGGAUGAGUUCCUCCGCCUGCUACUCAUACGAUUUAUCUUCUGUUCAGCCACCAUGAGGAUGCAUAAGAUUUUCCGGCAGGAAACACGAAAUUAUCCAGAGUCGUACCCCCAACUGCCGAGAGAUGAAAUAGUGGAAAACCCUCACCUCCAGAAGCAUAUUUUAGAGCUAGCAUCCAUCCUGGAUGUUCGAAACGUGUUCCUUGAAAACACUAUAGAUGACUAUUAAUUGGACUUUCUGGUUAAAACUCUGUUUCAUUACCCACAGAUUUUGAAUGGUGCAGUUUUCUAAUGUGAAAAUACCCAGUAGAAGUUACUUGAUUUUUAUUUGUAAAUCUAGGACCAUCAUUUUAAAAAUAACUCAUAGCAGUGCUGUUGUAACCUGUAAAGUAACUGUUUUAUAAACAAUGCUCUUCAGCCCUUUUAAAUGUUAGGUUAAAAUAAUCCUGGGAAUUUUAUUAUGGCACGUUGGGUGGAAGUCAACCCCAUCUCCUGCAACCGAUCCUAAACUUAAACAAAUAAUCCGUGACCGCCUUCUCCCUAAUGAGGGUAAAUCAUUUAUUUUUAUAUGGUGAAUCCAAAAGCAAUGCUUCCCCUGAGUAUUUGGAAGAAUCUUCAGUUGUUGGCAGGGAUGGAGUCGCCCAGCACAGACCAAGGCUAGGAAUAACAGAACAAAGCCUUUUUACCUAUACUCAGCUGUGUUCAAGGCUGACUGGGCCUACACUGAGGUGCCAAGGAUUAGUGGAGAGGGCAUCCCCUGAAAUCUAGUGUCCACUAUGAAUUAGUCUCUCCAAACACCGUCAGCUUUUCAGAACUUUUGGAGAAUAAUUUGCUGAUGAAAGCAAUAUAUUUUCUUGGGAGCUUAAGGCAGCGCAUGCUAAAGUUCUGGACUUCGCGUGUCUUGAUUUGUGAAUUUGUGUGUGAGUCUUGUUGUGUGUCUGUUCUUUGCCCUAGGAAGUCAGUUGAGAACCACAGACUUGAAAUAGUUCAGUCCAAAGGGCAGAGCUUUAUGAUGCUGUCACGGCUGCAAGCAAGUGUGCAUUUAAACUGAGAUUAGUAAGUAUAAGUGGAUAGGCUGGAUGAGUUCAUCAGUGGAAUAGAUCUUCUGCUCCCUGAAUGCAACUAGAAGACAGUAGAGAGUCCUCAUCGUUCCUGUUCUCCUCCCCAAAUCCCUAAACUUUCAAAGCCAAAGCUGUCUUUAGAUUUGGGGUGGGUGAAAAAUGGGUGGUGGUGUAUCUGAAAGUCCUUUAGUGAGAAGCUUACCUAAGUGAUUUUCAGAUACAAAAGAAUCCUGCUAAAAAUCCUUUUCCCAGUUCAGACUUUUUGUGUGAAUUGGGAUGGAGAUACAUGUACAUUUCUUUUUGGGAAAAGGGAUUUUAAAUAAUGGGUAGCCGAGGGAUUUUGUAUGCUUGGACCCCCUCUGUACUGCAACCAUCCUCUUUGUGUUUAACUGCUGGACCAGUCGUAGAUCAGGCUUUUGCCUCCAUUUGCAACUCUGUUAGUGUGAGUGUUAGUGUGUGGCUUUUACAGUGCUGGAGGAUAGAAAUCCAUUCUCUGGAUGCCCUUCUACAUUAUUUUGGAAGGGGUCCAUAUUCCAGCUUCUGCAGCCCGGGAGGAAACCAGCCUGGUGACUCUUUUGGUUCCCUUUCCUCUUGUGUCAGUAAAGGGGAAUUUUUAAAAUGGUAGCAUGAUUUAAGAUCAUGGCUGUAAGUGAGGUUUGGAAUGUGCAGUUGGUGGUUUUGAAUUAUUCAAGUACAUUCACCCACCUUCUCUCUUCUAAAAUGUUGGAGGAUUCGAUAAGCAUUCCUUUAAACUUUGGCGUUUUAAAGCACACUGGCCGGAGUUAGUGUGGAAAUACAUUUAAGUUCCUGCUGGAGGAAGGAGGGGGGCUGAUUUUUUGCCUCCCAGCAAAUACGGUGGCCACGGUGCUCUCACCGUGCCUGCGUGAAAGAGUUGUGCCGGCACUGAAAUCCCUGUGUUUUCUCUGGGAGAAGUCCCAGUAGCCCACAGGGUAUCGGCAGUGUUCGCUACACUGCCCUUCCAUGCCCCUCCACCCAUGGGUCGAGCCUAUGGGUCGUGGGACUUUGGAUGGGCUGUAGGAUCUCCGCCCCUGCUGCCUCCUACAUGGGGUGAUUUGCAUGUAGUUCCCAAUCACUUCUGUCGUAGAAACAUCAAGAAGUAUGGAUGUCAGAAGCGAUGAGUGUGUAGGCAUGGUUGCCCAGGUGCUAGAGACCUGGGAAGAAUCACUAGCGGAAAGAAGCUGGCAGUGUCUUCUGGAACUACAGCUUUUUCUGCAGCUUUGCAUAUCCUUCAGAUGACAAGAGGGCAUCUACUGUGUACUCUCUAAGGCAUAAAGAGAACCAAAAUGUACUUCUAGUGAUCCCAAAUAUGAUAGCUGUCCCUACUUUAAGGGAUAAAACAGUCUAUUCUCUACAAAACAGAUUUUAAGCACAACUGUCUUGUUUCGUAUGAUAUUCGUUUUAAAUGUAUGUCAAUUUUUAACUUAAACUGACUGCCAAAAUGGUAUUUAUGCUUUAGAACCAAUGAAAUGCUUAUAUAGAUUAAUAGAACUCUUCUGUUCGAUUGCACAAAUUUACUGUUACAGAAUUGAAAUAGUGAACCCAGGGACUCAGCACUAGCAAACUUUUGUUUACUGAAGUGUGUCGGUACACACCUUAGACUAACAGAACUUGACUUUCUGCUGGGCUAUCAUCCCUUUUCUCAAGCAAGCGGUGCUCCUAAGGACAUGGAAAUGGAAAAAGCACAGCCUAAUAAAGCCCUUCUUGAAAUGCUUGCAGCCUGUAGAUGGAGAGGGCAGGACAGCCCUAAACCCCACACUCCACCUCAUUUCUCCUCUUGUAUUUGAGUUCUCUGAGACAGAUUGGAUGCAGAUUAUUUGUUUCUUUGUUGAGAUCAAGGGAGGAGCAGAGAGCAAGCCUCUUUACUUGGGGGAAGAUCAGAUUUAGGUCUUGGAAAAGCUAAAUUUGAUGCCUUUUUAAACGAAUCUCUCCCAGUAGAUCCUAGUCCGUGACAGGCCGUGCUAUCUAGUGUCCUCUAAGGAUUCUCUGUCCCCUCCGGGCGAUCUUGGAGAACGGGCUUACUGCAUUGAUAAAAUUGAUUGGAGAACUUGGCCUAUAAUUUCAGGGGAGAAUUGAAGAGUAGAAUUAAGUUGCCCUGAAAGAUCUGUCAUCAGGGUUAGUGAUCAGGACAGGUAGGCAGAGACAUAUGAUUCUGUAGGGCACAGGAUGAGUGUGGAUGUUGCCGCUUUUCAUCCUUUGUUUCUUAACCAUGAUUGGGAAUGUGUUUUCUAUUUUGUAAGACAGCAGUUAAAGAGAAAUCAGUCAAGAGAAGGGUGCAAAACCAUGGUACUUUUACAAGACGAAUGGCAAGGGGUGGAGGAGGGUGGAAACUAAGGGGAGGGUCAUGUCCAAGGCCCCUUUCAUUGCUUUAAAAGGGAAAGAGGUGAUGCUUUCUCAGUUGCACUGGUUCUUGCCCGCAUUUUCAGACCCUCCGGUCCAGAUCACUGAAAGAGGUUGUAAUAUUCCACAGCGGAGCGUAUAUGUGAACGAUACCUUGGCUCCCCUCUUAAUUGGUGGUGAUAGGUUGCUGUGUGUGUGUGUGUGUGUGUGUGUGUGAGAGAGAGAGAGAGAGAGAGAUAAAUGAGGUGUUCUUAUAAGGGACACUGAUUCUUUAGUCACCCUUAUUCUUUUGGGUUCUUUUUAAUUUUUUUUUGUAAGUUGAGUGCGUUUAUCUUUGUGAGGCUUAAUGCAAUCUAAAUGCAUAUGUAUAUAUGUGUACAUAACUGUAAAUACGUUGGGAUGAAAUGAUAAAAUAUGUGAAUAGUUAUAUCUACGAUGCCCAUUGUGGGAUAAAUAUUGAAGUUCUGUGAGGACAUUGUGGUGGCAUCUUUCAUGCUGCUGUAGUUAAAAGUGUUGGUUUUGUGCCUCUCACUGGCCUCUAUUUUAAGUGGCUUGUGUUUGGGUUUUAUGGGAUAAUUUGGGCUGCAACUAGGACUUGGAGAGCUACACCGGAGAACGUGGACUUUCACAGGUUAAAAAUAUUCCCAUUAAGUCAAUGGUAAAUUUGUGAUGUGGAUUCAGAGAGACUGGGCACAUAUUUGGAGAUUAAUCCCCAUGGUCCUAAAUCCAGGACACAGGAUGAGAGUGUUGGUGUUCACUCCUUUUCAUCCUUAACUUCUCUACCCGUCUUUGGGCUGUGUUUCGUACUUAAUACGUGAAAAACCUAGUUACUUUCAAAAGACAUGAUGAGUGGCGUGGGGAUCGGACCGAGGGGAGGGAUCACCUUCAUUGCUUUCUGGGGGGAAGAUUUCAUGCUUCCCCAUUUGCACUGAGAUUAGUGUCCUAAAGCCCAACAUUGGAUUGAACUCCAGACACUUUCCUUCAUUGCUUUGCCAUUGUUUCCCUCCAUCUCUCUGAAGUCGGUAAAGAAAAAGGUCAGUGCGUUUUCUGAGCAUUGGCUGUUACCUUGUCUCCUCCUUAGGGAAAAGUUGAGGGAAGAGUUGUUUAUUGGUGACCUAGGCACUGGUAAAAAAAAAAAUUAAAUUGCUUUUUAUCCACUAAAUGACACGUUUUUAAAUCUAUGUCUGCAGCAGCUAGUACGUGUCCUUGGCAUUUUCCCCUGCAGACUGUCUGAGGUGGAACUGGGUAUAGAAGGCAGGAAUACUCAAGUAACACAGGUUAGGGCUUCUGGGGUCUAGAAGAAAAAUGUGAAGUUGUGCCUCUGUAAGACCACUACACUCCCUAAAGCAGAUGAAAUGGAGUGCCCCACAAUCAGCUAUUAAAACCAUAGAUUCUGCACUCUGCCUCACUGGAAUUACUGGGCUUUUAUAAAGGGGACAUAGGUGUAAUAAUCGAUCAUAUUCGUAUUUUGGGAACCUUCACCCAUCCUUGUUGGUGUGAAAUAAUCGGAACACACAGAUUUGAGUCAUUUAGUAGAGGCCACUGUAUCUUUGGGCAGUCUGUUUAGCUGCAUAAAAUCACUGGUGGAAUUUGCAGUGUACAUUGGGUAUAAGUGGAAUGCCUUUAUUAUGACACUUAAAGUGAAAACCAGCUACCAAAACAGGCCAAGCUUUUUUCCUAUGUUCAAAGACAACUGGAAAUCAUCUGUGUGAUGAUCUCCGGAAUAUUGAAACAAUUCAAGUGUAGUAUAGGAUGUUCCUAAAUGAAAUCAUUCAACUUGGAAGUCAAAUUUCACAUCCAAAAUGUUGCCCUCACCUCACUGUGGUACUCCUAGCAGAUGAGACGUCCUUUUGCUGCAUUUUCUGUUUUUCAAUUAAAAGUAGGAAUUUUCCAUAAAUUUUACUUGAUUGGUUCAAACGAAUGUUAGAAUUUGCAUGUACAGUUUCCGGAAAUCAGAUGAAGCAUCCAAAAAGUCACUUCAAGUGUGUGCGUUCUUAAAGCAAAAUCUAUCUUGGCAAUGUAAGACCUAAGAAAUGGAUGAUGUUUCAUUUAGACCUCAUUGCAGUGGAUCAUCCUAGGUUUUGAAGCCAUUAACUCCAAAAUAUGUCUGACAGACUAGUUGUUGAGUUGGUGAUGACGCAUAUUGAGGAAAUAACAGAAUAUGGUGGUACCUAGACUUUACAGCAGUUGCCUGGGAAACCAGGUUAUGUUUCCUCAAAAUGACUUCAUGUACGUAUGUAAACCGGUGCUUUCUACUUGUCAAUUUAGUUACCUCCCAUUCUGCCCAGGUACUGGAACCUCCUGGGUCCUCCAGGUGUUGCACGUGUAAUGUUUUUUGUUUUUUUCUAGAAUCAAGUUAAAAAUAUAAAAAUUGAGGUGACCUCGGCCCUCUUAACAUGGGACAGCUAUAUUAAUACACACCACUGUUGCAGGAUGCCCUGUGUUUCAUGACUGGCGAGGGCUGUGAAGGAAGGGAAAAGAAGAGUCAAAAGAACAAUCUUCUAGGAAAAAAACGUGUUGUUAAAAUGGGUCUCGUUUUCAGCAUCCUUGAAAUGUGUUUUUUUCUUGGAGCUCUGUAUUAAUCUAGAAUACAUUAUUUGUGGCUAGGAUUAUUCGUAAUUGUUUUUUGCCUUUGAAUUGGGUAAAAAUAGUUAUUUAUGGUUACGAUUGUUAUCCUUAUGUUUUUUCGCUUCUGAACCGGGUAAAUCCUUGGUACUGAAUUUACCAGAACAACUCCAUUUGUACUUGAGAAUGUUACCUGAACACUUGACUGAAGAUUCACUCCUUAAUUUUUAAUAGGUAUUUUAUAUUUUCUUUGAAACGGAUUUAUUCCUUAUCUGUUUAAUAUAAGAAAUUGCAUUUGUAAAAAGACAAUUGUGUCGUUCAUUUUGCUUGUCCUUUGCAGGUGAAACCUCACCCGUAGUUAUUGUCUGUCUCUAUGCCCGAUUGAAUUCUUUGAAUCUGUAUUUGGUGGUAGUACUGUUUUGCAUUUGAGUUUCCUUUCCCCCUCUCAUGGGACUUUUCAUCCUGCCCAUCUCCUCAGGUAACCGGCUUUGAGGGAGAUCACUUGCUUCUUAAAAUAACAUUGAUUUCAAGAUUCAGAAUCUGACCUUCCAGAAAUGAGUGAUUUUUUAGUUAGUCAUAUUUGAGCAUUAAAUAUAUUGUAGGAUGCUCGGGGAGAAAAGUCAUAAAGGAGUCUUUCCUUCAGAUCCCCAGUAAAUUUGACCUCAAAUUUAAAGUGUUUACACACUUUCUCGAAAGUACAAAAUGAUAAUAUAUGGGAAGAUCAUAGAAGACCAACACAAGCAUUUCAGAAAUGGCCACUUGAUUAGGCAUUAUUUCCUGAGAUUUUUUUUUUCUCCAACCCCCAAACUAUAACUGGUUUACAGAAGAAAGAAUGGGAGAGAGGGUGCUGUUCAGAGAUGUUGAUAAUAUGUCCUUCCGGAUUGGGUUUCUCCAAAUCAUCUGGACUUUCUGAGUGACAGAUUCUAGAGAUUCUCCCCCACCAUUCCAGCAUCACCCCCCACCAGCCAUGGGAUUUGACUUUCAGAAGCAAAUCAGCUUUCCAUCCCAUUUUUCCUCUCUAGGUGUCAAGGCCUUGGAUAGUAGAGAAAGCAGAGAUAAACUCUUGAGAUGUCCAGUUGGCAUACGAAAGGAGUCUUCAUCUGUGCAAUCAUCCUCAGAGUGGUGGUUGUUUAAAUUUAUGGUUUGUUUAUUAUUUAAUGAGAAAGCAGAUGCCCCUAAAUUGAGGGACAGGGGCAGUAACACUUACUCUAAAGAUUUAACAAGUUCCACAAUGUUAUAUUUUGCUGUCCUUCAUUUCCCAAGACAAUGUAACCGGCGAUACGAUUCUGACAUUAUGCUUCUUUAACAGUUGUCAUGAAAGCGUAAAUCCUGUGAGGAAUACCGAUACUUUGCAUCUGAUCUUUUUUCCAUGGAAAUGAUUGUUAUCUUUUUUUAUAUCCCUCUGUGGUUAUUAGACAGAAACAUACUUUUUUAUGUAACCAGUAUUAUUUGGAAAUUAUGCUUUAAUUUUUCUAGUAGCAUGAAAGGAAUUUUUAAUUAACUGUGGCAAAUACUUGUCUUACCUGGAACAUUAUUGAAUUGUGACACCGUUUGUAGGGAUUAUUAAGUCGUAUAUCUAUUAGGAGCUCUCCAGAAGAGACUGAAGCACAAGAGUUUUACAUAUAUCUCUCCUGUUCCAAGUGCUGCUAGUCUGUAGUGCAUAUAAUGAAACUGUUGGGUAACAAGCCUAUUUAGCUGUUCACAAAGUUACUGUAACCUCUAAGGUAUUGUCUUGUUUCCCAUUUGUAUUAACACUUGAGGAUCAGUGGGAGUCUGUUUUUUUUUGGUAUUUAUUAAGCGCUUACUCUGUGCCAGGCACUGUUCUAAGCACUUAAUUAGAAAAACUAAGAAGGAAAACCAUUAACUCAGCCCUUUCAGACGGCUGAGGAUUCUAGAUGUGGUCUAGUUUUAUUUUCCAAGGUGCUGUGGGUUAACUUUCCAAGAAAAAUAUCGUUGCCAGUACCUAACAAAAAAUUGUUAUAGUCAAUACCAAUCUGUGCUACCGGCAUGACAAUCUGAUGUCUUCUGUGUAUGGUACUGCAUAGGCCUUGUCUGUUGAUGUAUCUGAAUUGCUUCAAACUGUUUGUUGAACAUGGGUGUUUGUUUUGUUUCAUCCUGUCCGAUAAACCUUUCCCAGCUUCGAGUCUGUGGCUAUUGAUGCUUCAUAGUCUGCGCAAGUGAUUUGAGCAAGGUUUUGGAAUAUUUCUUCAAGUCUUAUGAGCUGGCUCUUGGGGGUAUGUGAUCUGUCUUUACAAAAAAAAAAAAAAAGCAACCCUUUCAUUCUUUCCAUUUAGGAAAUGGGAAGUGCUUUUUUAAACUUCAGAGUUAACACUGUGAUUUGAUUCUGUAUAGGACAAUACAGAGGGACCAUGAUUUUGUGUUUUGUUCUGCUGAACAGUGCCUAGCACACUGGGCAUUCAAAGACUAAAUGAUAAUGAAAUGAAAAACUGUUAACGUUUGCCGCAUCGAGUGACGAGACUAUGAACGGUUUAAUUUUUUGCUGUCAGUUGUGUUUUGAAGACAUUUUCGUUUGGGUAAAUGUUCUCUAGGAAUGUGACCACACUCAUCAGUUGUGAACUAUUGUACAUUAAUUUUGUAUCCGGAAUCCACUAGUAAAUUAUGUGUAUCAUCAAUAUGAAAAUAAACAUAUUUGCUUAAG
Messenger RNA from Ornithorhynchus anatinus (platypus), 10246 nucleotides. It is a transcript of the gene SCAI, whose product is annotated as suppressor of cancer cell invasion. Gene Ontology annotation, molecular function: transcription corepressor activity. NCBI's taxonomy places the organism in Eukaryota, Metazoa, Chordata, Mammalia, Monotremata, Ornithorhynchidae. Gene Ontology annotation, cellular component: nucleus. The record is from RefSeq and is a predicted model, not a curated record. Gene Ontology annotation, biological process: DNA-templated transcription. The coding region runs from base 132 to 1832 and encodes 566 amino acids. The transcript is spliced from 17 exons.